This is a messenger RNA of Bipolaris sorokiniana ND90Pr, 1966 nucleotides long. RefSeq lists its product as uncharacterized. The coding region runs from base 94 to 1914 and encodes 606 amino acids. Lineage: Eukaryota; Fungi; Ascomycota; Dothideomycetes; Pleosporales; Pleosporaceae. The record is from RefSeq and is a predicted model, not a curated record. The transcript has a single exon.
CAGGCUGUUCACUUUUAUCAUGACAGAUUCUCGUUACAUCUCAUACUGUCUCCGUGGAACUUUUCUUGAACCAUUCCAAUAUUAUUGACACUAAUGUCCCGCACGCUUCGUAUUGCAGCAGCACAGGUCGGCGCCGUGCAUCGCAGCGACGACCGCCAAAACACCUUAUCACGACUCAUCGCAUUACUCGAAAACGCCGCCUCCCAAGGCGCACAGAUAGUCCUAUUCCCCGAGUGCACUUUUACAACAUUCUUUCCUCGCUACCUAAUCACCGACAAAGAGGAGCUCGAAUCAUUCUUCGAACACGGCGACAUCACCACGGCAGAUAGCACCAAGGGUAUAUUCGAAAAGGCAAAAGAGCUAGGCGUAGACAUCUGCAUCGGGUUCGCAGAAGCAACGGAAGAGAAUGAGUAUUACAAUACUUGCGUCUACUAUCAUGCAAAGUCCGGAUCUGUCUUAUCCAGGUACCGCAAGGUACAUUUGCCAGGAGACGUUGAACCCUUUCCCGACUCAGACGCUGUCAAUCAACUAGAAAAGCGAUAUUUCAAGCCUGGGAACCUGGGAUUUCAUGCAUUUCGUGUGCCGGAUCUAACAGAAAACACUAUUGACCAAGGAGAACCAAUAUUCGGGAUGAUGAUAUGUAAUGAUAGACGGUGGGCAGAAGCAUGGCGAUGUCUUGGUCUCCAGGGCGUAGAAGUGGUGUUUGUAGGGUUCAACACUCCAGGUUAUGCGCCGCACAUGUGGAGCACGGAUUCAAGCCCACAGGAAGCACAUGAUGAUGCCAUCUUCCAGCACAAGCUGGUCAUGCAGGCGCAUUCGUACACGAACUCUUGCUUUUCGGUUAGCGCGGCACGAUGUGGCUUGGACGAUGGCAAGUAUGGUCUCGUAGGUGGUUCGACAAUCGUUGGACCUGAUGGAAAGAUUAUAGUCGAAAGCCAGACAGAGGAAGACGAGGUAAUCAUUGCGAAUUGUGACCUCGAUCGAUGCGUACCUGGCAAAACACGAACAUUUGAUUUCGCCAGACAUCGACGAACGGAACACUAUGGCAUCUUGACUUCACAAACAGGCGCAAUCGAGCCACCCAGACUCACGGCACCGGACAACGAGAAGAAUGGUCCAACGAACGGCACUCACACGACAGCAAUGAACUCCGUAACUGGUACCCCUUCAUCCCGCCAAAUCCGCAUUCUCCUCUGCAACCCCAACGCCACAGUAUCAAUGACAAACGCUUGCCUAGACAUGCUCAAACCAACACUCCCACCCGACGUCACAGUCCACGGCUUCACCGCACCCCAUCCCGCACCCUCUGCCAUCGAAGGCAACUUCGACAACAUCAUGUCCGCUGCAGCAUCAGCCCGCGCAAUCAUACCCCUAGCACACCAAUACGACGCCUUCCUCGUCGCAUGCUACAGCGACCACGCACUUACCAAGAUGCUAAGAGAGGAACUAUCCCAGCCCGUCAUCGGCAUCAUGGAAGCAUCACUAUAUUCCGCUCGUACACUCGGUAGUCGCUUCGGUAUCAUAGCUACAUCGCAGCGCUCGCGGUACACGCUUGCCGACGCUGUGAAAAACUACGGACUAGACUCCUUUUGUGUGGGCGUGCGCAGCUGCAACUUGGGCGUACUCGAAUUAGAGACAAAAGAUGAAAACGAGGUUUUGACUAUCAUGUGCGGUGUUGCACGGGAGCUUGUGGCCGAUGGGGCGGAUACGCUGGCGCUGGGUUGUGCGGGAAUGACGAAUAUGAAGAUUGCGGUUGAGAAGGCGGUUGGAGGCGAUGUACAGGUGGUUGAUGGGGUCCUGGCGGGCGUACAGCAUCUUGCUGGUUUGUGUAGAUUUGGGGCACGAACGGCGAAACGAGGCAUGUAUGCUAGCUCUGCUGCGGGUCGGCAGCGCAGAGGUCAGGAUUGGUAUUAGAUAUUGGAUUGUGGAAGCAAUGAACCGUAGAGAUAUUUUUGGUUGUUGGGCC